UAAAAAAAGAAAGAGAAAAAGAAAAAAGCCAGCUCUUUUGGCCAUUGGAUGAGGAAGAAAUAAAAAUCUGUGGCUCUUGUGUGGCAAACUGACCCGUUUUCUUCUGAGAACAUGGAAGCUACCGCAAUGAGACCAAACGCUACCAAACUUCCGGCAAACUGCUCAAUGCCGGUGUCAUUUCUUCAGCCGCCGUCUGCUGCCGGAGUUGUCUUCCUCGUUCCAAAAUCUGUUCGAUUGACUUCCUCAUUUAAGACGCCUAUGAUUGCCCGAGCUUCCGACCCUAAAACUGACCAAGUAAAUCCCAGCACUGAUGAACCUGGCCUUCCUUUCCUACCGCAGGAGGAUUCGAGUUUUUUGGUGAAACUGGGAGUAGGUUCAGUGGCGGGAGGAGCAGCGAUAAAGUACGGAAGUGUAAUUUUCCCAGCGAUAACAACACCAAACAUUUCAGUAGCUCUGUUUAUGAUAUCAGCUCCGAUGAUUGUUGCCGUGGUGCUCUUAUUCUUACAAAGCCGUGCAGAUUCAAAUUCUGCGUGAAAAAGCUCUUCUUUUGUACUAAGGACCUCUAAAAUUUGUACCAAAUGAUUUUUAUAUAUUCUUUCGUGGAUUUUGUAGCUCGUUUUAGU
Molecule: messenger RNA, 623 nt
Organism: Solanum tuberosum (potato)
Lineage: Eukaryota; Viridiplantae; Streptophyta; Magnoliopsida; Solanales; Solanaceae
Exons: 2
Coding region: 112-534 (140 amino acids)
Source: RefSeq, a predicted model, not a curated record